UGUCCCGGACCCUGGGGCAGUGGUGUCCCGUGUGCCCUGUGGUGACAGCUCAGGAGGGUCUGUGCACUCAGCAGGGGCCAGCAUGGACCAGUCUGUGGCGAUCCAGGAGACGCUGGCUGAGGGGGAAUACUGCGUCAUCGCGGUGCAAGGUGUGCUGUGUGAGGGGGACAGCCGGCAGAGCCGCCUCCUGGGACUCGUGCGCCACCGCCUGGAGCACGGUGGCCAGGAACACGCUCUCUUCCUCUAUACGCACCGGAGGAUGGCCAUUACCGGGGAUGAUGUCUCUCUGGACCAGAUAGUGCCAGUCUCGCGGGAUUUUACGCUGGAAGAAGUGUCCCCAGAUGGUGAAAUCUACAUCCUUGGCUCAGAUGUGACUGUCCAGCUCGACACAGCGGAGCUUAGCCUCAUAUUCCAGCUACCCUUUGGUUCACAAACCAGGAUGUUCCUCCACGAAGUUGCCAGGGCCUGUCCAGGCUUCGAUUCUGCGACCCGGGAUCCUGAAUUCCUGUGGCUGUCUCGGUACAGGUGCGCAGAGCCGGAACCGGAGCUGCCGACGCCGCUCGAUUGUAACUCGGCCCCAGGUACCUGGCCAGGGUGCGCGACAAUUGGCGGAGGCAGGUAUCCGUCUCGAAAGGAGCGGUGGGGAUUGGAGGAGGCCUGGCUUGAGGAGGCGGGCUCUAUUUUGUUUUGGGGCGGAGCGAUGAAGAAGACAGGCUUUCGAUUGGUGGAGGGGCACACGGGGGCGGGUUCGUCUUGGGGGUGGAGUGCGCGGGGCGGGCGGCGGGAUGAAGAGCUUGAGGAGGCAGAUAGGGAAAUGUCUGCCGCCGUCGGCUCUCGGGAGCGCAACUCUGCAGGUGGUUCUAACUUUGAUGGUUUGAGGCCAAAUGGGAAGGGACUGCCUAUGGACCAAAACUCCAGUGAUCAAGAUAAACCAGAAAGCUUGCCACCAAGACAGAAUAAAUCCAAGUCCCAAAUUACUGACAUGGUUCGGUCCUCCACUAUCACAGUCUCAGACAAGGCUCAUAUUUUAUCCAUGCAGAAGUUUGGACUGCGAGAUACAAUUGUGAAAUCACAUCUACUACAGAAAGAAGAAGAUUAUACCUACGUCCAGAACUUCAGGUUUUUUGUGGGAACAUACAAUGUAAAUGGACAGUCCCCCAAAGAAUGCCUCCGGCCCUGGCUGAGCGAAGGUAUCGAGGCCCCAGAUGUCUAUUGUGUAGGGUUCCAGGAGCUUGAUCUGAGUAAGGAAGCUUUUUUCUUUCAUGAUACCCCAAAGGAGGAAGAGUGGUUUAAAGCUGUGUCAGAGGGUCUUCAUCCAGAUGCCAAAUAUGCAAAGGUGAAGCUCAUCCGACUGGUUGGGAUUAUGCUGCUGUUAUAUGUCAAACAGGAGCAUGCAGCAUAUAUCUCAGAAGUGGAAGCUGAGACUGUGGGGACAGGAAUCAUGGGCAGGAUGGGCAACAAGGGAGGCGUGGCGAUCAGGUUCCAGUUCCACAACACCAGCAUCUGUGUUGUGAAUUCUCACUUGGCAGCACACACUGAAGAGAAUGCAAGGAGGAACCAGGACUAUAAGGACAUUUGUUCUCGAAUGCAGUUUUAUCAGCUUGACCCAAGCCUUCCCCCUCUCACCAUCAGCAAGCACGAUGUGAUCUUGUGGCUGGGGGACCUCAACUACAGGAUAGAAAACAUGGAUGUGGAAAAAGUGAAAAAGCUCAUUGAAGAGAAGGACUUUCAAACCCUGUAUGAAUAUGAUCAGCUGAAAAUUCAGGUGGACAAAAAGACUGUCUUUGAAGGCUUCACAGAGGGUGAGCUGACAUUCCAGCCUACUUACAAAUACGAUACGGGCUCUGACGACUGGGAUACCAGUGAGAAGUGCCGUGCUCCUGCCUGGUGUGACCGGAUCCUCUGGAAGGGGAAGAACAUCACUCAGCUGAGUUACCAGAGCCACAUGGCCCUGAAGACCAGUGACCACAAGCCUGUCCACUCACUGUUUGACAUCGGGGUGAGGGUCAUAAAUGAUGAGCUUUACCGGAAGACUCUGGAGGAAAUUGUUCGCUCCCUGGAUAAGAUGGAAAAUGCCAACAUUCCUUCUGUGUCCCUGUCCAAGCGAGAGUUCUGUUUUCAGAAUGUCAAGUACAUGCAAUUGCAAGUAGAAUCCUUUACAAUUCAUAAUGGACAAGUACCCUGUCAUUUUGAAUUCAUCAACAAGCCUGAUGAAGAGUCUUACUGUAAGCAGUGGCUAAAUGCCAACCCCAGCAGAGGCUUCCUCCUGCCAGAUUCUGACGUUGAGAUUGAAUUGGAGCUCUUCGUAAAUAAGACCACAGCUACAAAGCUCAACUCUGGUGAAGACAAAAUUGAGGACAUUCUGGUUUUGCACUUGGACAGGGGAAAGGAUUACUUUUUGCCUGUGUCUGGGAACUACCUGCCUAGCUGUUUCGGGUCUCCCAUUCAUACACUGUGUUACAUGAGAGAGCCAAUCCUAGACCUGCCACUUGAAACUAUUAGUGAGCUGACUUUGAUGCCAAUACAGACUGAAAGUAAUGGGAGCCAGCUGGAGAGACCCUUGGAAAUUCCCAAAGAGCUCUGGAUGAUGGUUGAUUACCUGUACCGAAAUGCUGUCCAGCAGGAAGAUCUGUUUCAGCAACCGGGCCUGAGGUCAGAAUUUGAACAUAUCAGGGACUACUUGGAUACUGGAAUGAUUGAUAACCUCUCUGCCAGCAAUCAUUCUGUAGCCGAAGCCCUGCUGCUUUUCCUGGAGAGCCUUCCAGAGCCUGUCAUCUGUUACAGCGCCUACCAUAACUGCUUGGAGUGUUCUGGCAACUACACAGCAAGCAAGCAGGUCAUUUCUACUCUCCCCACAUUCCACAACAAUGUCUUCAAAUACUUGAUGGCAUUUUUGCAAGAACUGCUGAAAAAUUCAGCAAAAAAUCAUUUGGAUGAGAAUAUUCUAGCUAGCAUAUUUGGCAGCUUAUUGCUCCGAAACCCAGCUGGUCACCAAAAGCUUGAUAUGAUGGAGAAGAAGAAGGCUCAAGAAUUUAUUCAUCAGUUCCUCUGCAACCCACUCUGAGCCUCUCUCUUCUAUUUUACUUGAGGCAGCCAAUUACCAGCCCCACUGUUUCAGCUCAAGAGCUGUCUUAAGAUAAUUAUGUGAGGCUACUUGGUAGCAAGAAUGGCAGCUGUUUCCUGAGCCUAGUGCCCUGACGAAGCCCACCAUUGGUUAGCACACUCAGUGCUGUAAGUCAUGAAGACAUAGGAGAAAAUCCACCAUAAUAAAACUGACGUUCAACUUUCAACUUCAGUUAUUUAACACAGAUUGAGUGCAAUUUUUUUUUUUUUUUUUUUUUUUUUGAGAAAGAGUUUCACUCUUGUUACCCAGGCUGGAGUGUAGUGGUGAAAUCUCAGCUCACUGCAACCUUCCCCACCUUAGUUCAAGCGAUUCUCCUGCGUCAGCUACCUGAGUAGCUAGGAUUACAGGCACUUGCCACCACGCCCGGCUAAUUUUUUGUAUUUUUAGUAGAGAUGGGGUUUCACCAUGUUGGCCAGGCUGGUCUCGAACACCUGGCCUCAGGUGAUUCACCCGCCACAGCCUCCCAAAGUGCUGGGAUUACACUCGUGAGCCACCACAUCAGGCUUUUUUUUUUUUUUUUUUUUAAUUUAAAACGUUUUAAAAUAACUACUUGUACUCACUCACCCUACCUCCGGGGCAUAGUUGGUGCCUUCCCUGUAGCCUGGGGUGAUAUCUUCAUGAUCAGAUAUUUGAAGGAACUUUGGAGUCCUGAAAGGACUAUGAGUUAGUCGACAAGAAUGCAGGCAGAAACUGCUGGAUAAAAUAGGCUACAGCCACCCCAGAUGCUUUCAGUGCUGGGUCUGAGGAUAUGUGUAUAUGCACAGGCAAACUCCACCUCCAUUUCUGCUCGGAUAAUGGCUCGGUAACUCUGACUGGCUGCUCAGCCUCUGAAGGCAAUACAGGUGUUUAAAAAAUUAAAAUAACCAGGCGCAGUGGCUCAAGCCUGUAAUCUCAGCACUUUGGGAGAUUGAGGUGGGAGGACUGCUAGAGACCAGGAGUUUGGGACCAGCCCGGGCAACACAAGGAGACCUCAUCUCUACAAAAAAUUUUUUAAAAAUUAGCCGGGCGUGGUGAUGCAUGCCUGUGGUCCCAUUUACUUGGGAAGCUGAUGUGGGUGGAUCACUUGAGCACAGGAGUUUGAGGCUGCAGUGAGCUACGAUCACAUCACUCUACUUCCAGCCUGGGUGACAGAGGGAGACUCCGUCUCUAAAAAUAAAAUGUAAAAUCACUGAAGAAAUGAGUGUUCGAUGAAACAAGUGGGAUUUUCUGGGCCAGCAAGUCUUCCAAACUGUAUAUGAUGCAUCCCCUCUCUCAUGUAAUAUAUUUUAAUGAUAAAUGUAUAUUUAACAGUG
Molecule: messenger RNA, 4416 nt
Organism: Saimiri boliviensis boliviensis (Bolivian squirrel monkey)
Lineage: Eukaryota; Metazoa; Chordata; Mammalia; Primates; Cebidae
Source: RefSeq, a predicted model, not a curated record